Pungitius pungitius (ninespine stickleback) is the source of this 6391-nucleotide messenger RNA. RefSeq names its product transforming growth factor, beta receptor III (gene tgfbr3). Gene Ontology annotation, molecular function: glycosaminoglycan binding; transforming growth factor beta binding; type II transforming growth factor beta receptor binding. Lineage: Eukaryota; Metazoa; Chordata; Actinopteri; Perciformes; Gasterosteidae. The transcript has 19 exons. Gene Ontology annotation, cellular component: cell surface. The record is from RefSeq and is a predicted model, not a curated record. Gene Ontology annotation, biological process: cell migration; epithelial to mesenchymal transition; regulation of transforming growth factor beta receptor signaling pathway. Bases 323 to 3037 code for a protein of 904 amino acids.
UAGUAGUGAAGUGUUUGGAACUUGAGCGAGAGUGGGUUUACACACACACACACACACACACACGUUGGCUUUUAAAUAUAUGUAUUAAUAGCACGUCAGCUUCGUGUGCAGACGUUUUCUCAAAACUGCCGGAUUGUGUGAAUGUGGAGAAGAGAACUUUUUUUUAAUAUCCGCCUCCACCGGAGCGACUUCGACUUCUAACCAAGUGGACUUUCUGGAGACUCUUUAUGCUGCAGCUUGACCCUCGACUGCAUCGUAGAGAGGGAAACCCUAGUGUGAAAAGUGUCCGUCCAUUCAUCAUCCUCGUACUGGAAGCUGCAGGAUGGCUAGAAGACUCCCCAUCUCCUUGUUGCUUCUUGCCGCUUUCUGCCUGGCGUCUGCAGGGCCAGUGUUUCGCAGCCCGUGUGAGCUGCUGCCCGUGGGGACCGGACACCCAGUGCAGGCCUCGUUGAAGAGCUUCACGGCCUUGUCAGGCUGCGCCAGCCGGGGAACCUCCAGCCUCCCUCAGGAGGUGCACAUCAUCAACCUGAGAGGACGUGUUCCAGAGGGACCAGGCAACACCCCGGCUGAAGUUGAGCUGCAUCUGAAGCCGAUCCAAUCCCUGCUGCGCCACCAGAAGCCACUGGUCUUAGUGCUGAACUCCCCCCAGCUGCUGAUCUGGAAGAUCAAGACGGAGAACCUGGCCCUGGGCGUUAAACGAACCUUUCAUGUGUCCGAGGGCUCAGAGGUCCACUUCCAGCCGGGAAACUUCUCCCUCUCCUGCCAGAUCCAGAAGGAGACCCUUCCCCAUGUCAACGAGCACCUCCUUAAGUGGGCCCAGAGGAAGUACAGGGCCGUCACCUCCUUCUCUGAGCUCAGGACGACUCGAGACAUCUUCAUCAAAGUCGGAGAAGAUCACGUUUUUUCUGACACCUGCAAGAUUGAUACCAAGUUCCUGUCUCUGAACUACCUGGGCGGCUACGUGGAGCCACAGGCAUCAAAGGGUUGUGUCUUAUCCGGCCCAGACAAAGACCAAGAGGUCCACAUCGUUGAGCUCCAAGCCCCCAACUCCAGCAGUGCCUUCCAGGUGGACGUCAUAGUGGAUCUACGACCUGUGGAGGACGAUGCCCCGCUGCAUCGCAACGUCGUCUUGCUGCUCAAGUGCGCCAAGUCGGUCAACUGGGUGAUUAAGGCCCAAAGGGUGAUUGGAAAGCUGGACGUGGUGGCCUCUGAUACCGUGAGUGUCAGUCCGAAUAUGGAGAGACUGAUGCAAGUGUCAAAAUUCCCCAAAGAGCUCUUGCCUUCGGGGCCACAAGCCUUGAUCAAGUGGGCAGGGGAUCGCGGCUACGGCCCAGUCACGUCUUACACAAGCACUCCUUUGGCUAACCACUUCAACAUCCGACUCAGAGAGCUAGAUGUGUUGGAUCCUCUGGGAAGCAGGUUGCCUCCAGAGCUCUCCAUCCUGCACGACUCCAGUCCCCAUCCAAGACCUGGAGCUUCAGCCCGGCGCUCCAGUCUGCCCUUCCCCUUCCCCUUCCCCCUUCCCUCCUUUUCGGACCACCCGCCCUGGGAAAACAGGGAACCCGAGGAGCAUCAGGGCGUCCUGAGUGUCGGCAUCAGCGUGCAGUGUGAGGACACGAGGAUGGUGGUCAGCAUCAAUAAAGAAAGCCUGCAGGCGAAUGGGUUUAUUCAUGCCAACCUCACUCUCAACGACCCAGCUUGCGAAGCAACAGUCAAUGCCACCCACUACACUUUGGAGACUCCUCUGACCGGCUGUCUGACCACCGUGUUUCCCAUGCAGGGGAGCCCAAUGGCCUUACACAUCAACUCUGUUUUGAUAAGCCAUGCUGAGAUCAAGGAUGGGAGUGGCAGGCCGCAGGAUUACGGGGAUCUGGAAUCUGGAGAUGUGGUGUCCCCGAGCGACCGGGUGGAGACAGAUAGGACCUUUACGGAGCCGGCAGAGCAUCCGUCAGUCAUAAAGUUCAACUGCACGUACCGUAAGAAGCAGGAAACCUCAGAAACCCUUCCCAGGAUUGUACCGGGGCCAGGAAAGCAACCGGCGGGCAACACAACCUUUAACAUGGACUUGUACAACACACUGCCGUUCAACAAACCCUCCCGCCAGGCCUUCUACACCGUCUCGCAUCAGCAGGAGGUCUUUGUGGAGGUCUCAUCAGCUGCAUCAGAUCCAGAGCUGGGGUUCAUCCUCGUAUCGUGCUUCAUUUCUCCCAACUCCGACCCCAGUUUGCCCUACGACUACACUCUCAUCGAGACCGUCUGCCCCACAGACGACUCAGUCAAGUUCUAUCCUCAGAAGGAUUUCCCUGUCCCUCACGCACCGGCAGAGAAGAAGAGCUUCAGCUUCACCUUCAACUCAAACUUCAACACGUCUCUGCUUUUCCUGCACUGCGAGAUGUCUCUGUGCUCCAAGAGAUCUCAGAGCAACCGGAGACUACCAACGUGCCUACAAACCGGUGAGGCCUGCGAUUCCAUUUCCGGGGACAACCUCCUGCCAAUGAUGAUGAACAAAAAGACGUCUACCAAGCCGCUGGUUGUGGUGGAUGGUCGAUCAGAGGAAAUAGGUGGGACAGCUGGAACGCUGCAGGUCGAGAAGCCCCAGCCGGUCUCAGAGAACAGCAGCGCGGCCCACAGCAUCGGCAGCACACAAAGCACGUUUUCAGAGGGUGGGACAGCUGGAACGCUGCAGGUCGAGAAGCCCCAGCCGGUCUCAGAGAACAGCAGCGCGGCCCACAGCAUCGGCAGCACACAAAGCACGUUUUCAGAGGUAACUCCUCCUCAACCCAAAAGCCCGCACGGUCCUUCCGAUCAUGACACGCUGUACGCGCUGGACACUCCGACGGUGGUGGGCAUCGCCUUUGCAGCCUUCGUGAUCGGGGCUCUGUUGACCGGAGCCUUGUGGUUCAUCUACUCCCACACAGGUGGGACAGCUGGAACGCUGCAGGUCGAGAAGCCCCAGCCGGUCUCAGAGAACAGCAGCGCGGCCCACAGCAUCGGCAGCACACAAAGCACACCCUGCUCCAGCAGCAGCACGGCGUAGCCCAGGACGCAGCCCGGCCGCUGACCGGUUUGUUGACCUCCUUCCAUGAAAGGAACUAUAUUUUUGAGGAUGUGAUAUAAAGGAGAAAAGAAAAUAGUAGGGUUUGAAAAAACACACAUCAAUUUUGCAUCCUUUUGUAAAUUCCUUUAGUGCCACUUCAAGUGUGUGCAGGCAAAUAUACGGUCCUGUUGCUACUGGGCUGUUAUUGUAGCAAUCCCACCUUGACAGCCUCACCUCAUAUUCAGUUAAACUAGUAAAACUACAGCACACAAAUGUAAGUUCAGGCAUUUCUUUCCAUUCAGAAUGCUUUUGUUUUGAGGGGUGAGAGUCAUGCUAUUGGUCACAGGCAGGAAAAGCAACCAGGCCGCAGUGAUGUCAGUACUAGUAAGUGGGCUAUUAAUGGCUGGAUUGUAACACUUCACAAUGUGCAUCCCUGAAUGUGGAGCAAAGCAACCACUAUUACCAUGCGGACAAAUGUGCAGUAUGAACAAAAGUUGUCAUCUUGAUACACACCGAGAGACAGAGGGAGAGGGAGAGAGAGAGGCUGGCUUUAGAUGUGAGACAGUGUAGCUAUGAAUGUAUACAGAAGAAUAGAUGCCAAAAAAUGUGAAAGAAAAAUGUGAAAGACAUGCUGGUGAAAUGCCAUGUUUUGUAACGUGUGCAUCCCUCCCUCCUAAUCGAUGUGUACACACAUAUAGUAAUGUUCUUUAGUAGAUGGGCCUCUGAGCCUCACCUUCACUAAUGUUACAUUACAUUCACAGGGACAUUGCUCCCUAUUACCAGUCAUUCAUUGAAUAGCUCAACAUUUUGGGGAAUACGUUUAUUUGCUUGUUAUCUAAAAAGAACGUUAGACAACAUGACUACAUUUCUUGGUGAUAUUGUAAAAUCUCAAAAAUGUUACAAAGCAAAGUGUGUGCAAGUGCUGGUCCUGUAUUUUUGGAAUAGCUUAAACAGUGCGAGAUGCAAGUUUAUACAAUCCUCCAUUUCAAAAUGAUAAAAAAUAAGGAAUCUGGCUGUUGAAUAUGCUUCAACUUAGAAUGUAAAUUAAAGACAUCACAUCCUUUAGGUCCUCGUGUCCUUCACACUAGGGCUCCUGUCUUCAUUAUUCAUCAUUUUAAAACAGCAUCAAAUCUUCUUGUCACGCUCGCAGCUGAAGCAGGAUGCAGGGAGGACUCAAGCGCAGAGUUUUCAAUCCAAGUGCUCUUUAUUUUUAACCAAACCAAAACGUGCUCCAACAACGAGGGACAUUUAAAAAUGACGCGACAGGGGACAACAGGCACACAGGGCUUAAAUACACAAGGGAGGUGCAGGUGAUUGGACACAGGUGGAGACAAUCACGCAAUCACAAGACAAGGCAGGAAGUGAAGUUAACCCAGGACCACAAGAGACAUGAAACUUCAAACUAAAACAGGAAGCGAAGCCAAACCGUGACACUUCUCCUUUGAGAAAUGUUUCUAAAUGAAGAAUAACCUAAAGCGAGGGUUGGUAGUGUUUUCAAAAUUAGCAACCAGGUGUUGUCGACUUCACGAAACAUUUAGCGACUUUUGGAGCUAGCGCUGCUAGCUACUUUGAUUGGCAAAUUGUUUUUCAGAAAUGUAGCACACUCUGCUUUCUCAACAUUUCCAACCCUGUCUUAAGAUGGUGAUUAUUGUUCUGUACACAAUCCAAUUCUUCUUAUCAGGCAGAGUUGAUUUGUUCCACUAUAAAGCCAGACAGUGUACAGACUAAUCUUUUUGUAUAAAUCUUGGCACUGACGGUGUGUUGAAUAAGCUGUAGACGAAACUCCUUGUUUUAAAAAAACUUCCACGGCUACCCCACCGUCUCAGAACGAUAUGAAUGUUUGCUGGCUUCCUUUGACAGUGUGUGUUCUUUGGAGACUGUGUGUGUGGGUAACCAGGCCCUUUGACCUGUCCCUGUAAUUGCCUAACAGACACAAGAAAACCAGAAUGUAUAUUAUCUCAUAGCUUUUGAUGUUUGUUUCUUUUCUUAUGUAAACAUGUGUAAAACUUUCUACAGAGGGAACAGAGUCUAAAUAUAUAUUUGUGUAUAAAAUUAUAUUUUGGAAUAUAUUUACCAAGAGAAAUGUAUUGUCUGCUAUGUGUGUAUGUACUGUGAAUGUGCUCAAACAUAAUACGUGUUUAUGGGGGAUUCAAUCAGUUCAAUUAAUUAUAGCCCCUUGGUCGCAUGUUAUGUGACACUAUAAAGGAUGAACAUUCAAUUAUUAUAAUUAUAACGAACUACAGGCUGCAAUGCAUCCUGGUACACGUAGGCACUGCUUGCAUGGCUCGCUGUGAGCAACGUCUACAUUUACCAUCCACACUGACCGGACAUGCACGUGCAAAGUGUCCCUCCAUCAGGGUGACAUAACAAACCCCACAUCACCAAGUAUUGUCACAACGACACAAACCGCUUAAAAAAAAUAAGGACAAAAAUAAAAACAAUGCUGUAAACGACAGUAGUUAAACCAAAAAAGAAAGUGGAAUGCAUAAUGAACGUUUCCUGUGCAACGUGGAGAACAAAUUCAACCGCUGCUUUGCUUCUGGAAACUCAACCGGUUUCCCUUACCCUCGAGAAAUAAUUGUCAUUGAGUAUUAAAACCACUUGGUUCUGUUUGUUUUCUUCUAUCGGGCCGGUUGCCAUGUCUGUUAGUGCCCAUAGCCUCGGUUAUCAAGUAAAUAUGCAGCAGUGAAACGCUGCUGUCAUCGAGCGGGGAAAGGUCCGUGCUUGGAGGAGCGUCAGCGGUCGUUGUGGGAAGAAGGCUUUCUGACAUUCCUCUACUUUCUGGCUUUCUCUUAUCGACUGUGGCGAAACCAUCUCCUUCGUGUAGUUACCGCUGCCUUCCCGCUUGUGAGCGUGCUUAUGAAAUAUGGAAUAAUGAUGCUGGUUCAGGAAAAAAAGGAGCAGUAUUAUAGCGGUAGAUCACAGGAUGAAACAGUUAAUGCUGACCUGAGAACAGCUGUAAUGGGAAUGUAUGUGGUUAUCGAUUGUAUUUUUUUGAACCAUUUGACUACCUCAUGUUUCUUUUAUGAAUGUGUAAUGUUCGUGCUGCGUGGUGUGUCUGUCUUCUGUAUGAGGCGCUCAUAGAUUAUACUGCGGUUGGUGGCGUUUAGGGGCCCCGCGUGGUUUUCUUUCAGUUUCCCGUCUAUUCUUCAAUCUGAAAGCAAAGGAUGAAGAGUUCAAGCUUUCCCAUGUUGGCAAGAUGGAUUUUUGUUUUUGUGGGGAGGGGAACGAUGUAAAUUUGUAAAACUUUGAUAAGCCUUUAUUAUUUUCUUUCAGGGUUUUGAAACUUUUUAUAUGCUGUAAAUACGCCCGAUAGCUGUGUACCCGUUGUGUCCAAUAAAUCUGUGUAAUAAU